AUGAAAAAUCUAAGAGUUAUAUGGCAUUGUUUUCUUCCUGCCAAUGGGCCUUUUGAAAACUUGGAGAAGUUGUAUUUAAGUGAUUGCCCACGGUUGACAUUUCUCUUCACAUAUGUGGUUGCUCGAAGUUUGGAAAAAUUGAAAAUAUUAAAAAUAUCAAGAUGUGAUGAACUGAAGCAUAUAUUAGCAUAUGAUGAGAAAGCAGAGAAAAGUGAAGAUGAAUUCACCAGUGGUCAUCCUGUACAAAUCUUCCAAAAUCUUCAGAAAGUAAAGGUAUUUAGCUGUCGAGAAUUAAAACAUAUAUUCUGGGCCAACAUUGUAGGAGGCUUAACUCAAUUGAAAGUUCUCGAGAUAGAAGAAUGUGACAUGCUAGAACAAAUAAUUGGAGAUAUUGUUCCAUUAACAGAAAUCGCUGAGGAAGGAAAUCAUCCACAUUUAUAUAACACUUCAAUUCCAACAACAACAGUUGUGAAGCAAAGCCCAGGAACUCUAUCCAGUCUUGUAAGCCUUAAGAUUAAACACUGUGGGAAGUUAGGCCCAAUUUUUACAGCAUCGGUAGCUAAGUCCUUGACUACUUUAGAAGAAUUGUUCAUACAUAAGUGCAAAAGUUUGAAAGAUAUAGUAACUCAGGAGAAAAGCAUUAUUGAGGAUGAGCAUGAUUGUCAGAGUGAUAUUUCAAUCUUCCAAAGUUUGAAAAAGCUACAUAUCAGUGAAUGUGACUUAUUGGAGGGUAUAUUCCCUGUUUCUUUUGUUGGAGAAUUGGAUGAUAUAACAAAUAAAGAGGCUGCUGAUUUGAAAGACUUCUCUAGUCGAAAUAAUACUCAAAUUGAGCUUCCUGCUUUAGAAGUACUUGAACUUGAUCAUAUUCGGAACAGAACCAUAGUUGGUAGUUAUGAUGUGAUAUGUCCAUCUUUAAGAAAACUAUCAUUGGAUAUUGGGAGAUAUGUUGGGUUUUUCAACAUAAAUUGUUCAACAGAUGCUUCAGAAGCUACAAAAAAGGAUUUUAUUGCAAUCAAGAUAUCGAACUCAGAUUUUGUUCCCCCGAUUGAAAGUGUUCAGUGUCUUUCAGAACAGCCACAUGGUUUGAACUUGAUUACGACACACAAUAUUAGAGAGAUUGAACUGAAAGGCUUUAAUAAGGCAAGGUACCUUUUUAAACUGUCCAUUGCUUCAUCAUUGAUGAUGUUGGAAAUUUUGAUAAUUGAGCAUUGUCAUGGACUUGAGUACAUUAUAGACACUGAUGAUGAAUAUGGCAAAGAGAGUAUGAAGGCUAUCUUUCCUAACUUAAAAAAGCUCUCAGUAAACAAGUGUUUCUGGUUGAAAUAUAUGUUUGGGCAAUAUGACGUAGCUAAUAAGGAUUAUAAGGAGAUUCAUAUUCAAUUCUCAGCAUUGGAAUUACUCUCUUUUAAUGAUCUACCAAAGUUUGUUAGCAUUUGUUCUACCAACACUUUCACUGUGACGUGGCCAUCUUUGAAGGUCUUUGAUUGUUACAAUUGUUUCUAUCCAUUUUAUGGUUCAAGAGAGCCUAUUAUCACAAGUGCGAAGGAUCUGAAAGGGAUUCAGAACCAUCUCCCCACUUUGAAAACUCUAAACAUAAAGCAUUCUGAUGCAGAAGGUAUAUUUUUUCUUAAUGAACAUGAAAUGAUUGGCCAACAAGUCAGUUUAAGGUUAAAGAAGUUUGAGUUAGAAUUUCUACCUCAAAUGACUUAUAUUUGGGUGGGUCCCAAAAAUUCACUUACUCUCCAACAUCUUACCACAUUAACAAUAACCGAAUGUGAAAAGUUGGAAGUAAUCUUUUCAAAGUCUGUUGUAAGAUUCUUACCAGAGUUGAAGCUUUUGAAGAUAAGGAAAUGCAAAGAAUUAAGAGAAAUAAUUGAAGGGGAUGACCUUGUUUCUCCUCAGCCAUGCUUCCCAAAACUAGAAGCAUUGCAUGUUGGUCAUUGCCACAAGUUGAAAAGAUGUUUCUCUGAAUCUACUUCUGAUGACCUUCCCAAUCUUCAUUUUCUGGCCAUAAAUGGAGCCAAUGAACUAGAAGAGCUUGUUGGAUGUAAACAAGGAAUGACUAAAGUUGAGCUUCCAAGACUCAAACUUUUAAUAUUUAUGCAUCUUCCAAACUUCCGUCAAGAAAUUGAAUUGCAUAAUUUAAAGAAUCGCAUUGUCUACAAAUGUCCAAAACUCUCUUUCACUUCAACAACUACUCUUGAGAAGCUCCGUUAUGAUUUUCCUCACAAAGGUUCUGACUUGGUUGAUAAAGAAGGUGAAAUGGGUUUUGUUUCUAAUGACCACAUUUUGGCUUUGAGAAAUGAAGAAGCAGAGCAGGAAUUUGUUGCAGAAGUUUUCACUUCAGAAAAUACCAAGAAUAGCAACAUCAUUAACAAACUCGCAAACAGUUGA
Messenger RNA from Vigna radiata var. radiata (mung bean), 2394 nucleotides. RefSeq lists its product as uncharacterized. NCBI's taxonomy places the organism in Eukaryota, Viridiplantae, Streptophyta, Magnoliopsida, Fabales, Fabaceae. Bases 1 to 2394 code for a protein of 797 amino acids. The record is from RefSeq and is a predicted model, not a curated record. The transcript is spliced from 5 exons.